GGCGCGCGGCGGGGAACGUGCCGGAGGCCGUAGGUCCCCUGCCCCUGGGAGCGAGGUCCGGGCUUCCGAGUGCUAGAGCAGCGGCAGCGCGGCGCGGGCGGGGCGCGCUCCCCGGCCCCUCUAGCCCCGUGGAGCUUCGCUCUGUGGACGUCGCGACCUGUGAUGUCAGGACGCCUGGGGUCUUGAACCUCCAUCUGGAACCUGGAAGAGGCAGCGUCUCGGGCCAAUGCUGAGCGCUUUCUUCUCGCCCCGCCCGCAGAGCUGAACCCAGCCCGGGCUCUGGAUCCGCGUGGUGCUGACCCUGCUUCCGUCCUCACCGCGUUCUCGCUCCAGGCGCCACCGACCGGACCCCGAUGCCAGGCGUUUCCGCCCGGGGCCUCUCUCUCGAGGAGAGGAGGCAGCUAGCUGUGAAUCUCACCCGGGUGCUGUCUCUCUACCGUUCCAUCCUGGACGCCUACAUCAUCGAAUUUUUUACAGACAACCUGUGGGGCACACUCCCUUGCUCAUGGCAGGAAGCAUUGGAUGGACUGAACCCACCACAACUGGCCACACAGCUGCUGGGGAUGCCUGGGGAAGGGGAAGUGGUCAGGUACAGGUCAGUGUGGCCACUCACCCUGCUGGCCCUGAAGUCCACAGCCUGUGCCUUGGCCUUUACCCGGACACCUAAGUUUCAGGCCCCCUCAGAGUUUCGGAAGAACCCCAGCCAGAGCUCCCGACUUAAAGCUCCAUUCCGAAAACAUGUCAGGCCCAAGAAGCAGCAUGAGAUCCGGCGGCUGGGAGAGUUGGUGAAAAAGCUGAGUGACCUCACAGGCUGCACCCAGGUUGUGGAUGUAGGCUCAGGCCAGGGCCAUCUUUCCCGCUUCAUGUCUCUGGGGCUAGGGCUGAAGGUGAAGAGCAUCGAAGGGGAUCAGAGGCUGGUGGAGAGAGCCCAGCACCUGGACCAGGAGCUCCUGCAGACUCUGGGAAAAGAGGAGAAGAGGAACCCGCAGGUUUCCCCUUCGCCAAAGCCUCUUCACAUCUUAGGGGCACUCUCUGGUUCCAAAGUGCUUUCCACACGGGAGGGAACACAGAGGACAGACCCCUCCUGCAGCCUGAGGUGGCAUGGGGACAGCACACAGACUUCCCAGCUGCCUUGUCCUUUCCUGCCUCCACAGGUGGUGCAAAUGCACUCUCACCGCUCCCCGCACCAUGUGGCCCGGUGGGUAGACCCUAGGACCCUGUGUGAGGAGGUUCUGCUUCCGCUGGAGACCUCCCCUCAGGGUGAGGCCCGCUUGCUGCUGACAGGCCUCCAUGCCUGCGGGGACCUGAGCGUCGCCUUGCUGAGGCACUUCUCCUCCUGCCCUGAGGUGGUGGCCCUGGCCUCAGUGGGCUGCUGCUACAUGAAGCUGAGUGACCCUGGCGGCUACCCACUGAGUCAGUGGGUGGCCGCGCUGCCUGGCUAUGAACUGUCCUACAGGCUGCGGGAGGGGGCCUGCCAUGCCCUGGAGGAAUAUGCCGAGAGGCUACAGAAAGCAGGCCCUGGCCUCCGAACCCACUGCUACCGGGCAGCACUGGAGACGGUCAUCCGGCACGUCCAGCCCAAGCUCCGUCGGCCAGGCGUGCAGGGGAUCCCCAGGGUCCACGAGCUCAAGAUUGAAGAAUACGUGCAGCGGGGGCUGCAGCGGGUGGGGCUGGAACCCCAGCUGCCACUGAACCUGGCUGCUCUCCAGGCCCACCAGGCCCAGGAGAACCGCGUGGUAGCUUUCUUCAGCCUGGCCCUGCUGCUGGCCCCACUGGUGGAGACACUGAUUCUACUGGACCGGCUGCUGUUCCUUCAGGAGCAGGGCUUCCAUUCUGAGCUCCUGCCCAUCUUCAGCCCUCAACUCUCUCCCAGAAACCUGGUUUUGGUGGCUACCAAGAGGCCUCUGGGUCAGGCCUUCUCUGUUCUGGAGACUGAAGACGCUGCUGCACUCUGAGGAAAGGUGCAUCUUGGACCCCAUCUGAAACCACCCAGGUGCCACAGUGGGUGGCAGUCUGCACUCCUCACCCAGAGAAGCAGCAUCCCGCAUCCUCCCCAGAAUCAUGGUGUCCCACAGACCUUCAGCUUCGUACUCUCUCUCCCUCCAUGUGUUAUGUAAUAUUAUGUAAAAACUUAUUUUUAAUUUAUUAAAGAUUUAAAAUCUU
Messenger RNA from Myotis daubentonii (Daubenton's bat), 2163 nucleotides. It is a transcript of the gene METTL25B, whose product is annotated as methyltransferase like 25B. The record is from RefSeq and is a predicted model, not a curated record. Gene Ontology annotation, molecular function: rRNA (adenine-N6,N6-)-dimethyltransferase activity. Gene Ontology annotation, biological process: rRNA modification. NCBI's taxonomy places the organism in Eukaryota, Metazoa, Chordata, Mammalia, Chiroptera, Vespertilionidae.